AUGGAAGCGAAGCCUCCACAGAUCAGACCCUGCCCCUGGAGCCUGGUCCUCAGAGCGUUUGAAGAAUCGUACGUCCAGCUUCAGCUUUGGCGCUUUGUCUCUGAGCGAAGAGGAGCCCCAGGAAAACCACAUAACCGAGAGACGAGGAGACAGAGACCCGCCCCCAGCACUGUCAAUCACAACUCAGAGACCCCCCCCAGCCGUUGCAAUCACAACCUCCGAGCCCCGCCCAUUUACCUGUGUUUCCAGCUGGGCUUAUGGGACCGCCAGUCCAGAGACUCGAGCCCCCAGAGGAGGACAGCCCAGCUAAGGUACAGGGGCAGUGCUCAGGGAGGCGUUGAGCUUAGCAUCGCCUCAUACCAGUCCGUCCAAAACAGUCCGUCCCAACCAACUCCAGCGUCCCAAGAUCUCCUCCCUGAACCAGAACGCCGCGCCAACAGACCCGGAGCGCCGAGCCGAAGGACCCAGAUGAAACCUGCAGAACCUGUGUGUCUUGGCCCCGCUUAUUUCCCAGUCCUUUCAAGUCCAAGAGGCCAGUUCACCGAGAUCGUCAUGAGCCCCGCCAAAAACUGUUCAGGCCAGCAGCAGCGACAGCGUACCCUUGUACCAGACCAGCUCCCUCAGAUCUGCAGACAUGGACCCAGACAUAUCCACAGUCCAGAGCAGUUCCUCAGAGUCUGCAGAGAACAUGGAACCCAGACAAGUCCGUCCUUAAAACUUGACCUCGAAGACAACAGGACUCCAGACAAGAUCGCGGCCCACCAAAGUCACGGACUGCGAGGCCAUGAUCUAGCGAGUUCCUUUGACAGAAAUAGAUCCCAGAAUGUGGUUGUUUGCCCUCGAGGAUCGAAUUUCGCUGCGAGCCUGAAGGACAGGACGCCGGCCUCAAUUCUGGACAACGCCAAGUGA
This is a messenger RNA of Knipowitschia caucasica, 909 nucleotides long. Lineage: Eukaryota; Metazoa; Chordata; Actinopteri; Gobiiformes; Gobiidae. The record is from the annotation of a GenBank genome assembly.